Molecule: messenger RNA, 2934 nt
Organism: Schistocerca americana (American grasshopper)
Lineage: Eukaryota; Metazoa; Arthropoda; Insecta; Orthoptera; Acrididae
Product: delta(14)-sterol reductase LBR-like
Exons: 18
Coding region: 29-2086 (685 amino acids)
Biological process (GO): sterol biosynthetic process
Cellular component (GO): nuclear inner membrane; endoplasmic reticulum membrane
Molecular function (GO): oxidoreductase activity, acting on the CH-CH group of donors, NAD or NADP as acceptor
Source: RefSeq, a predicted model, not a curated record
ACUUAGUGUGACGAGAGAGACUGAAGCUAUGAUAGACAGUGCUGCAGAUGUCCAGCCAUCUUUGCGUGAAAAAAGUGUGUCAAAAGAGAUUGAAAAUCUGACACAAAGUGCUGCAGAUGACAACCCAUCAUCACGUGAAAAAAGUGUGCCGAAAGAGAUUGAAAAUCUGACACAAAGUGUUGCAGAUGUCCACCCAUCUUCACGUGAAAGAUCAGUUAGUGUGUCAAAAGAAGCUGAAGAUGUGAAAUACAGGCCUAAUACUGGAGAUGUCCGCCAACCACCAUCUAGGGCAUCAGUUAGUGUUACAGCACAGACUGAAGAUAUAAAAGGUGGUGCUGAAGAUGUCCGUCCUUCGCCAUCCCGAAGAUCAGCUACUGUGGAAAUACAGAAAGAAAGUUUCACACGUAGUGUGAAAACGUAUGCUGCAUCAUAUCUUGACAGAGAUUUGCGCCACCUGUCAUAUCUGGACAGAGAUAUCCCCAGCCGACUUUUGAAGGAAGGUUCUGUUGAUGUGCCAAGAUAUGGAAAGUCAUACUUUGAGGGAGAUUUCCAAAGACGACUGUCGAAGGAAGGCUCUGUUGAUGUGCCAAGAUAUGGAAAGUCAUACUUUGAGGGAGAUUUCCAAAGACGACUGUCGAAGGAAGGCUCUGUUGGAUUAGCAGAUCUCCACCCAUCUGCAAUUAGAGGAUCAGACAAUUUGCUGAAUGAGAGAGGGAAAGUGACACCUGGAUCAGCAGAUCUCCGCCCAUCUGCAAUUAGAGGAUCAGGCAGUUUGCUGAAAGAGAGAGGGAAAGUGACAGCUGAUUUGACAAGACACACAGCAUCAAAUGUGGACAGAGGUCUCCAAAGACAGCUGGUGAAGGAAGGUUCUGCUGAUUCUACACUUGCUACCAAGUACGUGAAAGAUAAUGAAAAAAAGUAUCUGAAUAAAUAUCCUAUGGAAUUUGGAGGAAGACUUGGUACUUUGUUGCUGAUUUUGUUCCUGCCUUUAUAUGUCUUGAGUUUGUUUAGUUUUAAUUUGGUACCGGACCCAACAAAAUUUGAAGUAUUGUUUCAAAUGCAGCUUGUACUGAUUCCUCAAGUGGCUGUUGGAAUAAUAAUGCUUAUAAUUUUCCAAGCUUUACUUAGCAUUGUGCCUAUUGGCAAAGUUGUCAGUGGACCUCUGACUAAGCUUGGGAUUUUGAAAAUGCGGUGUAAUGGAAUUUUCGCAGCCCUGUUUGCACUGGUUCUAAUUUCAUCAGUGUGCUACUUCAAAAGGGAAGUUGCUGACAUUGUAGUCAGUGUGUAUAGUGAGGCUGCAGUUUCAGCAAUGCUUGUGGGAAUUGUAUUUUCUCUAAUUCUGUACAGAAGAGGUGGUAAAUUGCCUAUCUCCUAUCUUAAUCCAUAUGGAUCAAAAGGCUUUAUGUGGUAUGACUUCUGGAUGGGACGAGAAGUUACUCCUCGUAUUGGAAAAUUCAAUGUAAAGCUCAUCCUUCAUCGAUUUUCCAUAAUUAUUGUGAUUGCACUGAACAUGUUGAUUGCCAUAAAAGCAUAUUUGCAGGGAGUGGAAGAAGAAAUAUUAAGAUCUGUUAUAAUAUCUACAAUAUUGCAGUCGUUAUAUUCUUUACACUUUAUUUUUCAUGAAGACCUGUAUCUGUAUUCCUUCCUAGCUAUCUCAGAAGGUGUUGGAUACAUGAUAGCAGUGGGACUUAUGACAUUUCCAUUCAUAUUGACAUUCACUACAAAAGCUAUCUUGGACUAUAGAUUAAAGGCAUCACUGACAGAAAUGUAUAUUGUACUGUGUUCCUAUACAAUUGGACAAAUAUUAUUACAGUCGAGCAGCCACAGGAAAAUGCUCUCUCUAAAAAAUCCAGUCACCUCAGUUUGGAGGGUGAAUGUGCUGCCUAAAUGGAGUGCUGCUGUUCAGAUCAGAGCAUAUAUGGGAGAGAUCAUUAUAUACUGGGCUUUGGCUUUAGUUGCUGGUACCACUUACCUUGGUAUUUUCAUAAUACCGUCAGCAUUUACAGUUACUGUGCUUUCAAGAGCCUUCAGGGAAUAUAAACGUUCAGCAGCCUAUCAAGCAGGUGAAGUUAACACCAAACAAUAAUAAGCUGUAAUUCUCAGUAACUGUUGUGAAACAAGAUCAUGCUAAAUGAUUGUGAAUAUGGGGCUAACUGCCAUGUUCAAAUAUGGAAUCAUUUAUAAAAUGUUUUUUUGUGAUAACUACUGUGCACUAAUUGAACUGUCUUUGUUUAGCAAUUGAGCACAUACAUUUUCUUAAAAAAGAGUUUUCAAAGAUUUUAAGAUGGUCUAAAAUUACAAAUGAUCUUUAUGUAGCACUUUUUAUGUUCUUGUAAGUAAUCUGAAAGAUUAUAGGAGCAUCAACAUUUAUUGUGGCAAGUUUAGUUUUUAUUGAUCUAAGAAGACUGUUAAAACAGUAUUUUUUUAAAAAAUAUGUCUUUGGCUAGUACUUAUAGUUAAUUACUUAUUAUUAUUAUUAUUAUUAUUAUUAUUAUACGUAUCACUCUACAAUGUUAUUAUUAGUAUUAUUAUACGUAUCACUUUAUGAGAGUACAAAUUAAAGCCCUUACUGAUUGAUAUGUUAUAAACGCCAUUCAGACUAUGGCACGAACUGAACAAAUAUCAUUUCAUGCUGUGUAUUUUAUAUUUGGUUAUUUUCUAUAUUUUUGUUGUAAUUAUUUUCUAAUUGUGUUGUUUAAAUAAAUAGGUUUAGGUUAAAUGAGUGUAUGUGUAUUUAAAUGUUACCUGUAUUCUAACAUUGUUUUUGGAAACUCCACUUUAGUGUAAAGACUGCUUGUAAGAAAGACAAAUUGCAAGCCUUUGCUCUUUCAAAGGUUGCUAGUCAACUGCAUUGAUAUGAUCUGUGUGUCUCCCAGCUGUGUGAAAUGGGACACUAAAUGUGCGCACGGAAUGACCACUCCCAUCAUUAGUUUG